CCAAUGACACGUCUAUUUAAGUUUAGUUUUUUUUUGGCAGUAUAUCAUUAACGAUUUUGCUCUAAUAGCUUAUUUGCUACUUCCGUUUACAUUCGUAUUCGAUUUGUCUCAAUACGUUAAUACUGUAAAAAAAAAAAAAUGGUUUUUCAUUUGGAUGCUUUGGGUCAGCUGCCUAUACCACUAUAUAUACAGUUGUGUCUUUUUUAUGCGGUGAAAGAUUCUUCAUCAUACACGCUUAUUGAAAAAACGUUGAAAGAUGCCGUCCGGCAACUUUCCUCAAAUUUUCCCUGGAUUGCUGGUGAGGUCGUUAUUGAUGGCGCUUGUGAAGGAUGCUCAGGAACAAGAAAAAUAAAACUUUGCAAUAGUAUUCCAGUUUUUAUAAAUGAUUACAGAGCCAAUCCCGGUUUACCGACAAUGGACGAACUUCGACAAGCAGAAUUUCCUCUCGAUUUGUUAAAGCCGAAUGUCAUAGCACCCUGCAACGGCUUUAUUUUUCCAAAAGCAGGAACCGACUCUUUAGCAUCUUCAAAUCCUGUUUUCUUAGUACAGGCCAAUUUUAUUGUUGGAGGACUUUUGUUGACUGUGGCUGGCCAUCACAGUGCCAUGGAUGCAACUGGACUGGGCGAGGUUAUGCGAUUGCUUUCAAAGGCUUGCCAUAAUGACCCAUUCACAAGUGAAGAGUUAUCGGUUGGUAACCUAGAUCGGCGCAACAUCAUACCCAUAUUCGAUGAAUCUUACAGGCCAGGGAAGGAGCUUUUCCAGCAAAUUAGGCCUUCAUAUCAACCAGGUCAUAAUGUUCGCGAUAAGGGAAAAAGUACACGUAUAAAACCUUCACAAAAUUGCUCAUGGAAAUGUUUUGUAUUCAACCAAAACUCACUCGACGCUUUAAAGCUACAAGCAUAUGCAAGCAAGUUGAACUCUGCAAAUUAUGUUUCAACCGACGAUUCGUUGACUGCCUUUAUUGUCCAAGCGAUUAUACGUUCACGCCUUCCUCGUUUAAAUUCUACAGCUGAUGUGACUAUUUGUCGUAUCGUAAAUGCACGAAAGUACCUUAGCAUCCCUUCCGGUUAUCCGGGUUUUGUGGUGAAUGCGACAUACUAUACCGAUACAGUUGAAAAUUUAGUCAAAGACCACUCCGGUGGUAUUGCGUCGAAACUUCGUUCAGCUUUGAUUCCUGCGGAACUGGUUUAUAGAUCUAGAGCUCUCGCCACGUAUAUAUCUCGCAUACGUGAUAAAAGUGUUAUUUCAUUUGGAGCAAGAAUAAACACCACAGAGGGUAUGGUGGUGAGUUCGUGGGCAAAGGUGAAUUGCUCCGAUCUUGAUUUUAAUUUCAAAUUGGGAAAACCAGAAGCUGUUCGUAUGCCUCAACAAGUACCGAUGGAAGGCCUUAUCUAUUUGUUGCCAAAGGGAUCAAGUGGUGAAAUUGCGGCAGCAAUUUGCUUGAGAGAUGAAGACAUGAAAAAUCUGAAGUCAGACGAGGAAUUCAUUAAGUAUGCGACUUAUUCGGCUUAGUUUAUGGGCAACGGAAGGUUAUUUUAUCGUUAACUCAACUCAACAUUCCAAAUAAAGCAAUUGUUUGAAUUGACGCUUCUUAAGUUGAGCACACAGAUAUAAUUAAAUUAAACUUUUACUUUAAAUGUCUUUGUAGUUCACACCCAAUCUUGAAUCAGAACUUUACUCAUAAAUCAUAGAGUACGAAUUUCGAACCUGAUGCAGUUGCAAGUCAAACCAAUUUGUCCCUAUAAAGCGAAAAAAAUCUCGUUAUUACAAGAAGCAUGUUUUAAAAUAAAUAUACCCUUUGUCAUUAAGGUAUAAACGCGAAUUCAACGUUUACGUCUAAAACAAAAUUUAAUGUGGCAGUGGCAUAUCAAAGACUCGAGUUUUCAAUAUCUUCAGCUGCUUCAAUAUUGAUUAAUAAUGCCCCUAAGAUGAUUUUUUGUCUGAAACUGAUGGCAACACGAUAGAUAUUUGCGGAUAUCUGUUCAUGUUUUUGUACGAUAGAAGUGUCACUAUUUAUAUUACGAUAAUUAAGCAAAAACAAACAAUGUCCGGCAAAUUCGUUUUACCCUCCCGUAUGUAAACAAGCAAACAUUCAUUAAAUAAUCAUAACAAGCAAAAAGAGUCGGU
Molecule: messenger RNA, 2127 nt
Organism: Schizosaccharomyces japonicus yFS275
Lineage: Eukaryota; Fungi; Ascomycota; Schizosaccharomycetes; Schizosaccharomycetales; Schizosaccharomycetaceae
Product: trichothecene 3-O-acetyltransferase
Exons: 1
Coding region: 139-1512 (457 amino acids)
Source: RefSeq, a predicted model, not a curated record